Molecule: messenger RNA, 539 nt
Organism: Acaulospora colombiana
Lineage: Eukaryota; Fungi; Glomeromycota; Glomeromycetes; Diversisporales; Acaulosporaceae
Source: the annotation of a GenBank genome assembly
GCAAAUUUAUUAAAGAAGAUGAACUCAACCCGAUGGAUACAGAAUCAAGCACAUUCAAAUUAAUGGAGACAGGAUUGAGUGAUGAUUCAUCAGGUGAAAAUUUUUGGAAAAAUGAUAAGGAUAACCUUUGGUUAAAGUGGAAAGCGGAUGCAAAUUUAGAGAAAAGUAGACAUGGUCCUUAUAACAUAGGGAACCUACCAAAAUCAACAUAUUAUGAUAAAUGGGGGCUGAGUGUACAAGAUGUUUCAUCAGAUGAGGAGUUUGCAUUGCUAUCGGAGAAUAAUGUUAUAAGUUUAAAAAAAGAUUUAGAGGAAAAUUUCAAUAGAAUGUCAGCACAAGAGUAUGUUAAGAAGAGAGCUAAAUCAGGUGAGUUGCCACUAUGCAAAAAAGGUAACGGGAAAUCAAUCAUGGUGAGUGAAUUUUUAACUGAAGCUUGUGGAAGACUUAAACUUACUGCUGAACAUAUUGAGAGUUAUCCUGAUGUUCCAGAAGAGGCUCGAGUAUAUUUAAAACCAGGAGCGAAUGAAGAAGGAUACUGA